Molecule: messenger RNA, 2130 nt
Organism: Neospora caninum
Lineage: Eukaryota; Apicomplexa; Conoidasida; Eucoccidiorida; Sarcocystidae
Product: putative PHD-finger domain-containing protein
Exons: 4
Coding region: 1-2130 (709 amino acids)
Source: RefSeq, a predicted model, not a curated record
AUGGACUUGUCGGAGGGCGAAGACGCGCGAAGCGUGGGCGGGAGCAGCCGAGAGAGUAACGACAGCAUUUGCUUCUGCUGUCGCGGCGGCGGGGAAGUCGUCUGCUGCGAAGGGUGCACGAACUCGUUCCACAUCGACUGUCUAGACACCGCACGGCGGCCUCAGCUCACAGACGAUGACUGGUACUGUCCGGAGUGUGUUGCGCGCGCCGAGCGAAAGGGCGAGGGAGGCUUGCCGCCUUCCACGUACUUUUCCCUGUUGCCCGCGUCGUGCGCUUCGAACUUCCACCCCAGCUCGCCGCUGAACGCGAAGGACGAGAACGAAGCCCCGACCCUCUCGCCUCUUCGAGUCGCGAAGCGCAGGAGUCUGCGCGCCUCCGCCUCGUCGUCUCCUCUUGUCUCCAGCGCUGCUCCCGACGAACCGCCCUCCCGAGGCCUCGCGAAAGAGAAGCGAGAAAACGAAGAGAAGGGAGAGGGAGAGGCCGAGGGCCGAGAAGGAGCAGAAAGGAGAGGCGAGAGGCGAGAAGAGAAGGACGAGGAGAAAACGGCGGUGGACAGCGGCGAAAGUGGACAAGCGACUAGAGAAGAUCUCGCGAGCGAAGCCCCCAACAGCGCAGCAAGUCCCUCGAAGACAGAGCCGCCGCGUCGGGCUUCUUCCUCGGAGACGCCCAGCUCUGUGGCGAGCCCUGCGGGGGCGGCGCCGCGCCGAACUCAGGAGGACGAGAAGGAAGAGAAAAACCGCGAAGGCAGACGCGGCGCCGGCGCGCCGCCCUCGACCGGCGAGAAAGAAGACGACAGGGAAGAACGCGCUGACAGGCGCGAAGGCUCCGCAGGCGCAGAUGGCGACGCUCAAAGGGGCCGUGCGUUCUCUCUCGCUUCGCCUUUGCCCACGGCAGCCUCGUCUCGGGAACUGGAUCCGCCCCCGCCUUCUCACCCCGCGGCGCCUUCUUCCUCUUUGUCGUCGCUCGCGAGCUGUCGUGCAGGAGGCAGGUGGGGCGCGUCGAGCAGCGGGCCGGGGAGUGGCUCGAGUGGGAAGAAACGACGAAGGCGGGGCGACGAGACGCGGAUCAACGUAGGACCCGACUAUCAGGUGCCUCGCCUCCCCGACUUUUACUUGUCUCGCACAGACGAGCUGGCCUCGGCGGAAGAGGCGCGGUGCGCUCUGUUCCCCUUCGCCCCUUCGCUCUCUGCGCGCGCCUCUCUGUUUGUCUCGUCCGCCUAUCCGGGCUCCUCGUCCUUCGCCUCGGUGCCCUCGGCGUCGUCCUUCUUCGCGUUUCAGGACAGCUACUCCCGGGCGGCUGCGGCGCUCGGAAGGAAAACCCCGUCGCACCUCGCCUGCGCGGCGGCUCGGCCGUUCGCUCCCAGCGCGCACCUGGACGUCUCGCGGGUCCGCUGUAGCCAGGCGGCUGGCGAGGAGAAGAAGCGAAGUCGCCCGGGCGUCGUCGCCGCCUCGCCUUCUGGCGUGUACUUUUCGCCUCCAGUCUUCCAGAGCCUCGACGGCGCUUCCCUAGGAACCCACCCGCCCGGGGGGCUGCUCUUCGCGGGUGUGCUGGCCGUGGGCGAAGACAGCAGACACAGCGCGUUGGAGCCGCGGCUCGUGUACUCGCCGCGCUGUCUCGAAGAGAAGAGACAGCAGUGCCUCGCGACGGGCCGCAUGCAACACUGCAUUCGGACGCAAGGCGAACUCGCCGACUUUGUCGAAACGUACGUGGGCGCGCGAGGCCUGGGCAAGACGGCAGAGACAAGUCCCGGGAGGGGGGAGAGAGAGGGAGGUCCCAGCACAGACGGGCGAAGCGAGUCGGGAGACACAGACAACCAAGUUGUCGAGUUUGCUGGACACAGGGAAGGAAAAAAAACGAGCCUCGCGUGGGAAGAGCUUCUGCAUCGGGCAGGCUACGAUCCGCAACGCGCUCUUCGGAUGCUUGACGACCCCGGAUUCUGCUUCAAUGACAUCUGCGAUCCUCCUCUACGAAAGUACGACAACAAGUGGAAGCGCCGAGACAAACGCGGAACUUUCCCCAACAGCCCCUAUCCUCCUCCGCUCGUCAUCCAAGCGUUCUUGCAGGAGAAGACUCGAGGGUGUCGCCCCGCUUCCCUUUCUCACGCCGCGUCCACGUACAUGUCUCGAUAA